AUGCUCCUUCUCAUCGCCCAGUUGUCGAGAGGACCGUGUAGUGCCAGGGGCCUCGUCUUCACGCGAGCCGUCGACCCGCCGGCCGAGCAGGACUUGGAAGUGUCCACACAGGAGACCGAGCAACCGAAUCAAGAAAGGGGCAAUCGUCAGGCGAUCGCCAUCCGCACUGCCCAAUCGGUGUCUGCCUCGCCUUGCACACACAACGAGGGCACAACUGUGCACCAUCACUCCUUCCCACCGCCGCAUCCCCUUGCAGCCACAAGUGAUGACCUCGUACCAAGCGGAAUGAGGACACGACUAUUAUUGAAGCGCAAUUCAGCCUUAUCUUCUACGCAUCAUUCUCCUUCCUCCCUCCUCCUCCUCCUCCUCCUCCUUCAUCUUUCCUCCUCCCUCCUUGCCUCCUUGCCUCCCUUCCUUUGGUCCUCACUUCCUCUCCACCAUCCCCUCUCCUUCCUUCCCUCCCUCCCUCACUCCACUUCCCAUAUCCCACACACCCUCCUCAACCCUUCCUCCUCCCCCUUCACCCCUCCCACUCAUCCACCCUUCCUCCCUUUCUAUCUACAUUGCCUUCCCAAACGCGCUUUGAAUGAGUGCGAAGGUGGUGGGCAAAUUGAACGUUUGGCCUCUUCUUCUUCUUCUUCUCCUCCUCCUCCAGACACAGUGCAAGGAGGCCUCCACUCACAUUGCACAGACGACGUGCUCGCAAUUUGGCGUGUUGAGGGAGAUGGAGAAGACGGUGUUGCGCUGUGCAUUAUCGUGCGUUGUGGGAGAAUGGAAGCACGACCUGUUGAGGCCAAUGAAUGCGACUUUGGACUGUUGCUGCUACCACCACCACCACCACCACCUCCUCCUCCUCCU
This is a messenger RNA of Hydatigera taeniaeformis, 858 nucleotides long. NCBI's taxonomy places the organism in Eukaryota, Metazoa, Platyhelminthes, Cestoda, Cyclophyllidea, Taeniidae. The record is from the annotation of a GenBank genome assembly.